Mustela erminea (ermine) is the source of this 15496-nucleotide messenger RNA. It is a transcript of the gene HIVEP3, whose product is annotated as HIVEP zinc finger 3. NCBI's taxonomy places the organism in Eukaryota, Metazoa, Chordata, Mammalia, Carnivora, Mustelidae. The transcript is spliced from 9 exons. Gene Ontology annotation, molecular function: DNA-binding transcription factor activity, RNA polymerase II-specific; RNA polymerase II cis-regulatory region sequence-specific DNA binding. Gene Ontology annotation, cellular component: nucleus. Gene Ontology annotation, biological process: regulation of transcription by RNA polymerase II. The record is from RefSeq and is a predicted model, not a curated record. Bases 4488 to 11699 code for a protein of 2403 amino acids.
UAGAAAGGUUAAGUCAUUUGUGCGAGAGCAUGCCGCUGAGGCUCAAUUCCACAACUGUCUGACCCCGAAGCCUGUGCCCCUUUUCUUCCUCCCCAUGGAGCACACCCCCACCCCACUGACCGCCUUUGCCCGGUGAGAAGGAGAAGAGAAAGGACUUCUGUCGCCUUCAUAUUUCCCCACUAUUUGCUGAGCGCUGCUCCCAAGGCACGUCCUAUGCAUCAUGUCAUGCCUCUGCUCUUACUACAGCCCAUGAAUGUCCAUUUUCCAGUUGAAGAAACUAAGUCACAAAGGGCAGUCUGCCCAGGGUCCCCAAGUAGAGAAUGGCAGGCUGAGAUUGAAAUCCAGGCCAUCAGACCCCGCUAUGCAGCCACCCCCUUCUAUUGAUGCUAGGAGAGCACGGGGACGUGCACAACACACAGAUGUCCCUGGGCACCCUGAGCCCUUCAUGCAGGUGGCCAUCAUCUGGGACUGGAGCGUCCAAAGCAGGGGGCAGACGCCCAGGCAGCACAAAUGCCUGAUAGGGAUGCCCUCCUCACUAUCCCUCAUACACUGUCCAGCAUACUCCUGCCGCAUGGCUGUAUGCCUGGGCUGUUCCCUCUCCCUGUGAUGCUUUUCCCCCAGAUGUACACCUGGCUUGCUCUCUCUCACCCUUCCCACGUCUGCUCAGGUGUCUCCUUCUCUGAGAGCUCUUCCUUUACCUCCCUAUUUGUCCCAUGUUCCCCUUGCCCUGUUUUACUUCUCUUCUGACCAUUUACCACCAGCUGACAUGUGUAGUAAUAUGUCUCCUCCGCUAGAACAUAAGCUCUAUAAGAUCAGGGACUUGGCCUGUUUUACUGUCCAGGGUGAAACAGUGCCAGGACAGUGCCUGCCUCAUAGUCCUGCCCAAUCAACCUUGCUUGUACAAGUGAAUGAAUGAAUGAAUGAAUGACGCAAGAGCCCAUUCCCUAGAAUGGAAAUCCAGUGUCAGAACAGGCCCAGCCAUCACACCCAGCAAUGUGAUUGGAUGCCUGCCUGGGGCAAGGCCAAGCCUUUAGCUGGGAACCGCAUGGUCCCAAUGCAUUUUCAGAGGUUCCUUGUCAUUUCACCAACACUCAUCAGGGACCCCCGUAGCCACAAGACUGUGCUGGGCCAGCUCAGGGUGGGCUGAUGGGGUGGGGUGGCAGAUAUCUGGAACUCUGUGUCUGGGGCCUGUUGGUCCCAUGUACACACUGAGUACCUACACCACUGGGACAGAGAAACGAGUCCCGCUGCCCUGCAGGGCCGAGAAGGGCCGCUCCAGGGGCCUGGGGUGAGGGGAGGGACAGGCCAGAGCAGACCCAGGCCACACUUGAACCUCAGGGAAUGACAAGCACCUCCCUUGGCGUGUCUCCUCCACUUGCCCUAGUUACUGACUAGAGGAAAAGUUGACUUUGUUUCAGUGCAGGACUAACAGCAUCAUCUGUCUUUGCACCUUUGCCGAAUGUGCUAGAAUGUAAGCUCCAGGCAGACGGGGAUUUUGUCAGCUGUGCACAGUGACUGGCACAUGUGGCAGCUCCCGAGCCACUCAUGGGAUGAUGGGCUUGUUGAAGGUGUGUGCCCACUGCUGUCAUGGGGCCACAUUAUAUCCUUCCCAGUGAUCCCAUGCCCGUCGUCCCCCAGGGUCUUCACAGAGGGCAGGGGUCAGCCCCACGGGGGUCUGUUGUGAGGAUGACACCAGCCUUGUGUGCCUGACCCAGAGCAGCCCACGGCAGAUAUUAGCUCUUCCAGUGUCUUGCUCCUGGUCCUCUUGGGCACAUGACGACACUGGGCCAUGGCGAGGUCUAGCAAAUGACAUACCUUGCCCUUUAGCCUGGAGCCGUUUCCUCCGCACACCUAGUAAGCGUCUGCAUUUGAACUGUAAUCUGUCACUUGAACUCGUUCCAUCAGAUUGCGGAAGGUGGCGACCGUCCCCAGUGGGGUGUUAGGCCACAUCAUGGUUAAAUAUCGGGGACCAUGGAUUUGGCUUCCCUGGCUGAUGGGUUCGGAGAUGUGCAGGAGGGCCUGUGGCUCUGUGGGCCCUCCCCACUGGGCCUGGAGCCCUCGGCACACAGCCGCGAUUCUGAAAGCUGACAGAUGCCCAGUGUUCCCACAGACAGGCCAGGGAGAUGGGGCCACGCGGCCAGAACAGCUGGGUGGAGGCUGGUGGCAGGAGGUAGCAUGAGGCCCUGCUUUGUUCCUGGAUGGUCAUGGGGUCAGUCAGAAACACAGAGAAGCCCCUUUCCUUUCCCUUUGGGCCACAGCCCAGGAUUCAGAGCUUCCUGCUUGCUGGCCAAGGAGAGCCGCUGGGAGAGCCCUGGAUGGGGCUUGGCACUAACGCUGGCAGGCCACCAGCAUGGGCUGCCAGUCCGCGCUGGGGCCUCUCCGUUCCUGCAGCCCUCCUGCUCACUCCAGGAGUGCCCUGGGUUAACCGAACCCAAACUGGGAGCCCGAGCCCCUGGCUGGACCCCAUGCUGCUGCUCAAUGGCUGUGUGGCCUUGAGCGUGUCACCUUCCUCCUGCCAUCUCUGUCCCCUCACAAAACUGCCACGGAGCUCAGAGGAAGAACUUCGUUCUCUGUCUGCCACCUAGUGUAUUUGCCACAUACGGUGAAGACAGUGCCAGAAAGGAGGGGGGUGGGAAACAGCAGGUAUCCCCUACCUUCUUUCCUGGAAGCAGAUGGUAGCCACGACCUCAUGCCCCAACCCUGAAGACUGUCAGCAAACAAUGAGGUGUGGGUAAUGGGAAGGGCAUACCUGAAAGCCAGCCUCCCCGAAGGGCAUCACAGACUCAUCUGUGAGCUCGUCUUCACCAGCUUAAGGACAGGGCUCCCUUUCAUCAGCAGACCGGUGGACUGAUCCACAAAUAGUCCCAGGUUCCCCAGGGCCAGCAGUGGAAGGAGGCUCCCUCAGUUGCCAGGUCUGCCUGACUCUGUCCCCCGGAGCACGCUCACACUCCCACACCUGCAUGCUACUGAUCUAAACACUGGCUCAGGCGUAGACGUGGCCCAGUGGCCUCUGGUACAAAAGUCAUGCUCAGGAGAUGUCUUUGUUGCUGAGCUCACCACCUCCUUCAAGAAAAGCCUCUCUCAGUUUUCUCCAUGGAUAUGUAGCAGGUGUUUAAGUUCUGGGCCCCUGGCCUCAAUGACAAGAACAGGUUUCUUGCCUUUGUAAAACUCUGGAGUCCAUUAGAUUUUCUUUUGUGGACUACAUGGGCAGAGCCCGAUAAGGCAGCCUCUUUCCUUGGGUCCACAAUCUGACUGAGGGCUUUGUUUAAAUGCCAAGGAGCUCAUUCUUUGAUCAUUAUUGUUAUUUCAGUGGCAGGAAGCCCAAACAUUUGUAGAUUUCCCCUUGCGCUAGAUCUUCUGUAAUCUAUUCAUCACUGACAGUGAAGACAUAGAAAUUGGGUGCAGGGGCAUAUGACUGUGUCCACAUUUAACUUCUGGGACAGUUCCAGGAAUUCUCUAUAGCUGAGCAAGCAGAACCAUGGGGCAUCAGAUGAUCCACAGAGCAACCUGCUGAUCCUUCUGGUGGUUUGAUGUCAGGAGCAAUGUGGCUUAUUUUGCCACACCGUGAAUCCAUAAAAAUCAUGAAAUCUCCAUGUUGGAAGCUCAAGUAUUUAAAACCACUCCUGCCACCCCCCUAGAGCCUUGAGGUGAUCUGAAAGAAUACCAUACUUGUUUGGGCCUCCCUCCAACACCGUCCUCCAAGCUCUUAGAAAUCUCUGACACAUCCCAACCAUGAGACCACGGCUGACUUUUGGCAGGAUUUGAGGCACAACCUGGCAGCCUCUAACUAUUUCAUGGCGGAGCCUCAAGAGGUACUGGCCAGGCCAACUCUCCCUUCCAGAGGGCAGAGCAGAGCGUGAGAGGAAGGCCACGCAGCGGAAGUGGACAUGAACGCUGGUUUCCAAAGAGAACAGUGUUUUAGUUUUGGUCAUCGAAAGUGGUGCCUUCAGCACAGAAGAGCGUGACUUCCCCUCUGUGGCUGUGGAUCUCCAACACGGGACCCCAGGGGAGAAGGGACUGGACCGAGCUGCCUGAGGCAGCCAGCGUGGCUUCUCCAGCGCCAGGACGAGGGAUGAGUGGGACGUGCCUGCAGAUGUGUCUAGCCUCCGACCACUCGCAUAGCACACAGGGGACUUGUGGGUGGCCACUCGCCACUGCCAACUGAAACAGUAUGAUGGCAACAUUGACAUCCUUCAUGACGUUUCCACAACAGACAUUCAAGCAGAAAGUGCUGGCGCAUUUUCUGUCUUCAAAGUAGAGGGCCAUGCCUCACCCAUGUGAAUAGUUUGGGCCCCAAUGACCUGCUCUGAGUCCACUCACAGCCAGUGACACUUGCAAAAAAUUCCCAAAGCCCAUCUUGGGUUUGGCUUCCACAGCUCUUGACCAAUGUGGCCAAAGCCAGACGCCUCCUUGGGACACUUGGAUUAUUCAUAAAUGCAGCCUGCCCCAGCCCUCCCUGAAUAGCAUCUGAAGUCUCUGGGGAGGUCAUGGAUCCUGAACAAAGUGUCAAGGGCACCAAGAAGGCUGAGGGAAGUCCCCGGAAGCGGCUGACCAAAGGAGAGGCCGUGCAGGCCAGUGUUUCGUCCGGUGCCCCGUACCCAGGCAGCAGCACGGCUGUCCCCCAAGAGGGCCCCCUCCAGGAGCUCCUAGCCCCGCAGCCCUUCUCGGGCCCUCCAUCAGUUCUUAGGGAAGGCUCUCAGGAGAAAACAGGCCAGCAGCAGAAGCCCCCCAAGAGGUCCUCCAUUGACACCUCCAUCCCCAUCUCACAGCUUCCGCAGCACCCUCUGACACCAGCAUUCAUGUCGCCUGGCAAACCGGAGCAUCUCCUAGAGGGGUCCACGUGGCAGCUGGUCGACCCCAUGAGACCUGGACCCUCAAGCUCUUUCGUGACCCCUGGGCUUCAUCCGUCAGGCCAGCUCCUCCCUUCCCACGCUUCUAUCAUCCCUCCUGAGGACCUGCCUGGCCUCCCCAAAGUCUUUGUGCCCCGUCCCUCCCAGGUGUCCUUGAAGCCCCCAGAAGAGGCACACAAGAAGGAGAGGAAACCCCAGAAGCCAGGCAAGUACAUAUGUCAGUACUGCAGCCGGCCCUGCGCCAAGCCCAGUGUGCUCCAGAAACAUAUCCGCUCGCACACCGGCGAGAGACCCUACCCCUGUGGCCCCUGCGGCUUCUCGUUCAAGACCAAGAGUAACCUAUACAAGCACAGGAAGUCCCAUGCCCACCGCAUCAAAGCUGGUCUGGCCUCAGGAGUGGGUGGCGAGAUGUACCCCCCGGGGCUGGAGAUGGAGAGGGUCCCCGGGGAGGAGUUCGAGGAGCCCACUGAGGGGGAAAGCACAGAUUCGGAGGAGGAAACGGGCAGCGCAUCUGCCCACCCCGCAGAGCUCUCCCCCAGGCCUAAGCACCCCCUUCUAUCUAGUGGUCUGUAUAGCUCCGGGAGCCAGGGCUCCAGCCACGAGCGCUGUUCCCUGUCCCAGUCCAGCUCAGCCCCGUCGCUCGAGGACACCACUCCAUUCACGGAGCCCUCGUCAGAACACCCCCUGAGCCAGAAACCCGAAGACACCCACACCAUAAAGCAGAAGCUGGCCCUCCGCUUGAGUGAGAGGAAGAAGGUGAUGGACGAGCAGGCGUUUCUGAGCCCAGGCAGCAAAGGGAGUACAGAAUCUGGGUAUUUCUCCCGCUCUGAGAGCGCCGAGCAGCAGGUCAGCCCCCCAAACACCAACGCCAGGUCCUACGCCGAGAUCAUCUUGGGCAAGUGCGGACGGAUCGGGCAGCGGACCGCCAUGCUGACGGCCACCUCCACCCAGCCCCUCCUGCCCCUGGCCACUGAAGACAAGCCCAGCCUGGUGCCUUUGUCUGUGCCCCGGACGCAGGUCAUCGAGCACAUCACCAAGCUCAUCACCAUCAACGAGGCCGUGGUGGACACCAGCGAGAUCGACAGCGUGAAGCCAAGGAGGAGCUCGCUGUCCAGGCGCAGCAGCAUGGAGUCACCCAAAUCCAGCCUCUACCGGGAGCCCCUGUCGUCCCACGGCGAGAAAGCCACCAAGCCUGAACAAUCACUGCUGAGCCUCCAGCACCCGCCCAGCACCACCCCCCCUGUGCCUCUGCUGAGAAGCCAUUCAAUGCCUUCUACCACCUGCACCCUCAGCACCCCCCAUCACACCUUCCGAGGUAGCUACUCCUUCGACGACCACGUCGCCGACUCGGAAGCCCUGAGCCGCAGCAGUCACGUGUUUACCUCCCACCCCCGGAUGCUCAAGCGUCAGCCGGCCAUCGAACUACCUUUGGGAGGGGAGUACAGUUCGGAGGAGGCGGGGCCCAGUAGCAAAGACACGGCCUCCAAGCCCACAGACGAGCCAGAAACCAAGGAAAGCGAACUCACCAAAAAGACAAAGAAGGGUUUGAAAACAAAAGGGGUGAUCUAUGAAUGUAACAUAUGUGGUGCUCGGUACAAGAAGAGGGACAACUACGAAGCCCAUCGAAAGUACUACUGCUCAGAGCUUCAGAUCUCGAAGCCCGUCUCUGCAGGUGGUGCUCACGCGUCCCCGGAGGCGGAAAAGAGCCAGGCCGAGCACGAGCCCUGGUCCCAGAUGAUGCAUUACAAACUGGGGACCACCUUGGAACUCACCCCACUGAGGAAGAGGAGGAAAGAGAAGAGCCUUGGGGAUGAGGAAGAGCCACCCGCCUUCGAGUCGGCGAAAAGUCAGUUCGGCAGCUCCGGCCCGUCGGAUGCUUCUCGGAACCUUCCCCUGGAGUCCACCAAGUCACCAGCAGAGCCGAGUAAGUCAGUGCCCUCCCUGGAGGGACCCACGGGCUUCCAGCCAAGGACUCCCAAGCCAGGGUCUGGGCUAGAGUCAGGGAAGGAGAGGAGAACAACAUCCAAAGAAAUCUCUGUCAUCCAGCACACCAGCUCCUUCGAGAAGUCCGACUCUCUGGAGCAGCCCAGCGGCUUGGAAGGGGAAGACAAGCCCCCGGUCCCAUUCUCCUCCCCUCCCCCCGCCCCGCACGGACGCUCAGCCCACUCCCUGCAGCCCAGGCUGGUCCGCCAGCCCAACAUUCAGGUCCCCGAGAUCCUGGUGACUGAGGAGCCCGACCGGCCAGACACGGAGCCUGAGCCGCCCCCUAAGGAACCCGAGAAGACAGAGGAAUUCCAGUGGCCCCAGCGCAGCCAGACGCUUGCCCAGCUCCCAGCUGAGAAGCUGCCACCCAAGAAGAAGAGGCUGCGCCUGGCAGAGAUGGCCCAGUCGUCGGGGGAGUCCAGCUUUGAGUCGUCUGCACCCCUGUCUCGCAGUCCCAGCCAGGAAAGCAGUGUCUCCCUGAGCGGGUCCAGCCGCUCUGCCUCCUUCGAGAGGGAUGACCACGGAAAAGCCGAGGCCCCUGGGCUCUCAUCCGACCCACGCCCCAAACCCUUGGGCACCCACAUGCUGACUGUCCCCAGCCACCACCCACACGCCCGAGAGAUGCGGAGGUCAGCCUCAGAGCAGAGCCCCAACAUCUCCCAUUCUGCGCAUAUGACUGAGACACGCAGCAAAUCAUUCGACUACGGCAGCUUGUCCUUGACAGGCCCCUCUGUGCUGGCCCCUGCAGCCCCCGCGACCCCUGUGGUCCCGCCGGCCCCGCCAGAGAGAAGGAAAUGCUUUUUGGUGAGACAGGCCUCUCUGAGCAGGCCUCCAGACCCCGAGCUAGAGACCACCCCCAAGGGGAGACAGGAGAGCGAGGAACCAAAGCCCUCAUGCAGUAAACCUUCCACCAAAAUCUCAUUGCUCCAGAGUUCCUCAGCGGCCACCUCACACAGCGGGCACCCGGGAGGCAAGAGCCAGGUGCAGGACAGACCCCCACUGGGGUCCACUCCACCUUACACAGAAGCCCUGCAGGUGUUUCACCACCCCAUUGCCCAGCUGCCCCUGCAUGAGAAGCCGUACCUGCCCCCACCCGUCUCCCUUUUCUCCUUCCAGCACCUCUUACAGCAUGAGCCAGGACAGUCUUCAGAGUUCUUCUCCACCCAGGCCAUGUCCAGCCUCCUCUCUGCACCAUACUCUAUGCCCCCUCUUCCUCCCUCCUUAUUUCAAGCCCCGCCACUUCCUCUCCAGCCUACCGUUCUGCACCCCGGCCAGCUCCCCCUCCCCCAGCUCCUGCCUCACCCAGCCAGCAUCCCCUUCAGGCAGCCCCCUUCAUUUCUCCCCGUGCCCUACCCAGCCUCGUCAGCACUCUCUUCUGGAUUCUUCCUGCCUCUGCAAUCCCAGUUCUCGCUUCCACUCCCUGGGGAUGUGGAAAGCCAUCUGCCCCAGAUCAAAACCAGCCCUGCCCCGCUGGCAACAGGAAGCACGGGCCUUUCCCCCAGCACAGAGUACGGCAAUGAUGUCCAGCUGCCCCCCAGGGAUCCCCCAGCCAGCUGCUCAGCACCCACAUCAGCCCCUCCGCCUACCCUGCCGGCCUGUCCCGAUGCCACGGUGUCCCUGGUUGUGCCAGUCCGCAUUCAGACCAACAUGCCGUCCUAUGGGAGUGUCAUGUACACCACCCUCUCCCAGCUCCUGGUCACCCAGUCCCAAGGCAGCUCAGCAACUGCAACUCUUCCCAAGUGUGAGGAGCCCCCGUGCAAAGGGACGACAGUGUGUGGGACAGAUGUGUAUGAGGUCAGACCUGGCUCGGCUAGGGGAAGUGAAGAGCAGAGCAGAGGCUUCCCGACUCCAUACUUGAGAGUGCCUGUGACGUUACCAGAAAGAAAAGGCACUUCCCUGUCAUCAGAGACUGUUGUGAGCUUGGAGGGGAGUUCUUCCACAGUUGGGGGGAGCAAACGCGUCCUUUCACCGGCUGGCAGCCUGGAACUUACCAUGGAAACCCAGCAGCAAAAAAGGGUGAAGGAAGAGGAGGUUUCCAAGGCAGAUGAAACACUCGAGCUGGUAAAACCAUGCAGUGUGGUGCUCACCAGCACAGAGGACAGCAAAAGGCCAGAGAAAUCCCACCUGGGCAGCCAGAGCCAGGGCAGGAGGGAGCUAGAAACAGCAUCCAGCCUAUCCUCAGAUCCUUCUGACCCAAAAGAAAUGACUCCCCUUCCGCACUCCUCAUUGCCCCAUGCAACGGCCCCAGGCUCAGAGGCAUUGAAGGAAUACACCCAGCCAUCCAGUAAGCCUCACCGAAGAGGGCUGCCCCCACUGAGUGUGAAGAAAGAAGAUUCCAAGGAACAACCUGACCUCCCUCCACUGGCACCUUCCAGCUCGCUGCCUCUGUCAGAAACGUCCCCCAGGCCAGCCAAGUCGCAAGAAGGUACGGACUCAAAGAAGGUACUGCAGUCCCCCAGCCUCCACACGACCACUAAUGUCAGUUGGUGCUAUUUAAACUACAUUAAGCCAAAUCACAUCCAGCAUGCAGAUAGGAGGUCCUCUGUUUACGCUGGUUGGUGCAUAAGUUUGUACAACCCCAACCUUCCGGGGGUUUCCACUAAAGCUGCUUUGUCCCUCCUGAGGUCUAAGCAGAAGGUGAGCAAAGAAACAUACACCAUGGCCACAGCUCCGCAUCCUGAGACAGGAAGGCUUGUGCCAUCCAGCUCCCGCAAGCCCCGCAUGACAGAGGUUCACCUCCCUUCGCUGGUUUCCCCGGAAGGCCAGAAAGAUCUAGCUAGAGUGCAGAAGGAAGAAGAGAAGCGAGGGAAGCCGGAGGAGGACGCUCCCGCCUCCAAACGAGGGGAGCCAGCGAGGAUCAAAAUCUUCGAAGGAGGGUACAAAUCAAACGAAGAGUAUGUAUAUGUGCGAGGCCGCGGCCGAGGGAAAUAUGUUUGUGAGGAGUGUGGAAUUCGCUGCAAGAAGCCCAGCAUGCUGAAGAAACACAUCCGCACCCACACUGACGUCCGGCCCUAUGUGUGCAAGCACUGUCACUUUGCUUUUAAAACCAAAGGGAAUCUGACUAAGCACAUGAAGUCGAAGGCCCACAGCAAAAAGUGCCAAGAGACAGGGGUGCUUGAGGAGCUGGAAGCCGAAGAAGGAACCAGUGAUGACCCGUUCCAGGACUCAGAAGGGCGAGAGGGCUCAGAGGCCGUGGCGGAGCACCAGUUUUCAGACCUGGAGGACUCAGACUCGGACUCAGACCUGGACGAAGACGAGGAUGAGGACGAAGAGGAGAGCCAGGACGAGCCAUCGGGACCGGCCUCGGAGGCACCCCCGCCUGGCCCGCUGGCCCCGCUGCCGGCAGACUCCUCCCCCGGUCCGGGCCCUCAGCACCCCGAUGCCACCUCGGGCAGCCAGGCCGCGCGGGGCAGCUCUGGGUCGGAAGCGGAGCUCUUGGCAGCCGGCAGUGGCUCCGCGUCCUGCCUCAGCACCCCGUGCCUCCCCCGGCUGGGACCGGCCCCUCUAGGCCCAGUGGAGAAGGACACAGGCUCAGCCCUGAGCUCCAAGACUGUGUCCCCAAGAAGGCCGUGGUCCCCAAGCAAAGACACAGGCAGCCGCCCACCACUGACCCACAAACACUCACUAACCAAAAGCGACUCGUCUCCCCAGCGACACUCACCGGCCCGAGAGCCACAGGCCUCCACCCCAAGCCCGCCUGGCCCCCAGACGGGCCCUCUCCCUUGUGGGUCUCCAAGACUCGAGCAAUCGCCUCUCACCCCCCGCCCCCUGGGAAGGGAACUGUCCUCUCGAGCGCAUCCGCCCCCCGAACGCAAGGGGGCCCCGGACCCGGGCCCCCCCAGACACUCACCCACCAGGAGAAGGUCCCCGGGCCAGGCCGAGUCACCGCCACGGUCGGCACUGCCAGGGAAGUGGGCCUUGGCUGGGCCGGGCAGCCCCUCAGGAGGCGAACGCGGCCCAGGCUCGGGGCUAGCCCCGCGGGCUCUCUACCCGCCCGUGCCUCUACCUCACAAGCUUCUUGGCAGAAGCCCCGAGACCUACGCCUCCACGUGGCAGAAGACCGCAUCCCGGAGUCCCUCCUGCUCACCAGGCCCUGCUCAUCCUCCCUCUUCCCGACCCUUCUCAGCCCCCCAUGACUUCCAUGGCCACACCCCUGCCCGGACAGAGGAGAACAUCUUCAGCCAUCUCCCUCUGCACUCCCAGCACUUGACCCGUGCCCCGUGCCCCCUGAUUCCCAUCGGCGGGAUCCAGAUGGUGCAGGCCCGGCCGGGGGCCCACCCCACCCUGCUGCCGGGGCCCACCGCUGCCUGGGUCAGUGGCUUCUCAGGAGGUGGCAGUGACCUGACAGGGGCCCGGGAGGCCCAGGAGCGAGGCCGCUGGAGUCCCACCGAGAGCUCGUCAGCCUCCGUGUCCCCUGUGGCUAAGGUAUCCAAAUUCACACUCUCAUCGGAGCUGGAGGGCAGGGACUACCCCAAGGAGAGGGAGAGGACGAGUGGGGGCCUGGGCAGACCUCCUGACUGGGAGCCCCGAGUGGCUGAGGUGCCCGCAGAGCCCGUACCCACCCACAGCCCCGACACCCCACCCGAGGCCUCGCCCCGGCUAUCCCAAGGCCGCAGGCCAGAGUCCUGGAGCCCCCGCUUGGAGUCACCACGCACGUUGGCCAACCUCGUGGCCUCCACCGCCUCGCCCCUGGACCGCAGCAGUUCCGUGGGCUGCCUGGCAGAGGCCUCCACUCGCUUCCCAGCCCGGAGGAGGAACCUCUCUGGGGAACCCAGGACCAGUCAGGGCUCCCCCGAGCCCUCAGGAAGUGGGGGGCCUGAGGCACUUCCACACCAGCCCAAGGACAGGGGCCCCCCAAGCACUUAGCCUCUCUCCGACUGCUUCAGCAUCUGGCUUCCGGUGUUCAGCAACAGACAUUUCCAGCCAACUUCCUCGAAUCAUCUUGCUCUCACGGGCUCCUUCUCCCACCUGUCCGUCUGUCCAAACAGCUUCUGCUCAGCACCCAACUGUUCUAUCUUCCCACGUAUGCAGUUUCCUGUGCCUUUUUCUGUACCUUUUGUUGCUUGAAAAGAAACAAACAAAACACAUGCGCGCGCGCACACACACACACACACACACACAAACAAACAAAAACCCACGAGGAGUUUGAGGCUGUGAAUAUUCUGUGCUUUUUUUGAGCAAGGGUGUAGGUGUGGCCUCAGCCUGGGCCACUGUGGUCUGCAGCCACCCCCCCAGGGCUGGCAAGAGGUGGCCACGUGCUGAGGGAGAGGGGGAUGCACUGAAGGAGAAAGGAAAAAAAAGAACAAAAAACCUUUAAAAAUAUAUAAUUAAAUGUAAAAGCAAGCAUCCUAUGUACAGAUGUUCAUGGUUCCUAUUUAUUCCCACUUCAUUCCACCCCAGCUAGUGGCCACCCUCACUGCCAGCAGAAGGUCAGUGGCCCAAGGCAGGGGGACCCCACUCAGCCUCUCAGAAAACUCCAGUUUUCUUUUUCCCAAGGAAAAGAAAAUGUUACCUUUCUUAGGAUUUCAACACAGAUGAGAGGAGCAGACAGAAGGUAGGAGCUUGCUGGUUCCCCCAGGGCUCCGUGAUACCCAGGUGUCCUGAACUGUGUACCCAUCCCGGCACCCUUACAAAUUCCCCUGGCCCCCCACCCUCAAAACUACCCCUCUAUCCCCACCCCUAGGCCCUAAGCUGCGAAAAGAGCCCUGACUAUUCAUGUCCUGGUUCCUGAGGACCCAAAUGGGGCCUUGCUUCGGGCCCCCAGCUACAGACUGCCUCCCUUGUUCUAGAAACUACCCACAAGGCCAAAGUGACAGGGCCCAGACCCUAGGGGUCAAGAUCCAAGGUGUAUUGCCUUGCAUUACCGAGGCCAGGGCUUGGGUUUCCUUGCAUGUUUGGUCCCUAGGGCUCAAAGGGCCCUAUUUCUUCCAUGGCUGAGCUUUUCUAGUGCUCAGAACUGGAAGUGUAAGUGUAUAGGGACCCGUUUCUGGAUCUCUUUUCAAAAGCAGGACUGGGUUCCUCCCCUCAUCCCCACCCCACACACUGUCAAGCCUCCACUACCCCCCAGGAAGCACCCAAAACCAUGACUGCUGGGAACUGCCCAGGCCUGUUUGUUGGUUUAAAUCUCUUUGAAAAAUUACACACACACACACACUCACUCACACAGGAUGGUAUUUGGUACCUCUCCCAGCCUCCUCAGAUUCUCUUGACCUAGAAGAAUUGUCCUAAAUCAACUGAAUUCUUCUCCAAAGCAAUCAGGACUAGGCAGCCGUCUCCUCCCUCAGCCUUGUCUCCUCCCUCAAGAAACUGCCCUGUAUUUCCUGGGGGCAAAAACCUGCUUUGUAAGAGAAAUAAUAAGACCAGAAAUGAAAAUCCCAAGUUGAAAUAGAGAACUCAUGUUUACCCUGCCCUGGGAGAGGCGGGUUCUCUCACAAGCUUCCAGAAUUUCUUUUCUUUCAUUUCUACAGAGAGGGAGAAACCACAGGGACGAUGGCCCCGGCCCACUUGGGCUAGGUGCUGAAGCUGCCUUACAGAGCAGCCAAGUCCCUGGCCAGUCCCCAGGCCUCAGUCAGGCUGUGCGAACCCUGUGCCUGGGGCCUCCUGAGCGACUGAAGUUGUACAGACAGGAUACAGGUUGAGGCUCUAAUUCCCUUCUCUGCCAGUUCAGGGCCUUUCCCUGCCUGGCCUCUGCUGAGUAGACAGGCCAGCCCCAAGUUCCGUUAAGACACAAACCAGACAAUGGGGAAGGGCCUCCCUGGGGGUCUGCUGGGCUCUGAGGCGCGGGCGGGUGAGGUCAGCUGUCCGUGCUCAGCUGCCUGCCCCAGAGUCCGGGGCUCCUGCCACCCUGGGAGAAGACCAGCAAGCCCAGCCUUGACUACUGGCCCUGUAUUGGCCUCACAGGAAAUGGGAAGGUGCCCGGCCCUGGUUACAGCCCAGGCUUCCCUGACUUUCCCUCACCCUCCUGUCAGCCCUACCAGUGGACACUUCUAGCCUUGGGGCCUGGGAGCUAGAUAAAGGGCAUCACUUCAGCCCAGGUUUGAAACCUUUCUGGGCAAGAUCUUCUAGCCCAGACCUACAAAGUAGCAGAUGGGGGUUUUUGCUAGCCGAGCCCCUGACCUUGGGGGUAGUCAGGCCUCUCCCGCCAGGCACACACCCCUGCUCUCCUGGACAUCAUUCCCCUGUUCUGGGAUAGCCCGCCAACUGAGAUUUCCUCCCUGGGAGACCCAGUCAUGGGCAAUGUGGCCAAGUCCUCGCAGCCACUCAGGCCCACAGGCAUAAGCAGAGGGGACAGGGACCGGGAGUCACCAGAGAUCCGUUUCUCAAUGACGGGGACAUAAUGCACAAACAGAAUCUGGCUGAAGGGCUGUUGCCCCACACCGAUCCUCAGAGGGAUGGCAUCAGUGCCACCAGCCUGGGACAGAUGUCGCUGGGCAAGGGCUAACCCCUCCUAUCACCCUCUGCCCGUGCUCCUCCAAGCACAGAGGCCCCAGCGCACACACACACCCCUCCAUAGUUCGGAAAAGGAUGCUCACUCCAUGCCCUCCCCGAGGGUACCCUGUCCCACUCCCAACCCCUCCUACAUUUGCAGUUUUCAUGUCAUGCCCCUGUUCCUGUUAAGCAGGGGCAGCACCAAGAGUAGUGCUGAUUGGCUGCCACAGACACCUGUUGGUGCUCUGUGGAAGCUUGUCGGCUGGUCCUUGGCUCUUGGCCGAGUGGCUGGAACCAAGCUGCCGAGGUCUCCCAGCCAGCCCUCACCCUCUGUUAGGAAUUCCAAGACACUCAGCCCCCAGGCCUACCCUCCAGGAUGCCCCCCACCCUCAGCAAGCUCAGGGCCAUUCUGGGUAUCCUCUGAGGCACCACGCCCAGGACCCUCCCCCCCCCCCCACCCCCGGCUCCCCUGCCCAUGGUUUGCAUUCUGGCCCAGCCGCAGAGCCCCUCCGGGACGCUGAGAGCAGCAAACUGGCUACUCCCCCUUUUCCAUCACCUCCAGCUUCCAGGCCCAGAAGUCUCUCUGCCUCCCUCUGGGGGGAAAAAGUCUGAAAGAAUUACCUUCCAGAUCCCUGGCGCCCCAUUCCAUUCUCCACCCUGCCCUUCUGAAUAGGAACCAGCAAUAUAUCUGAGCUGAACUGCUCUCCAGUCCUUUCUCCAGGAAAAAAUCCUCCUUAAAGCAAAAGCCCUGCCUCAGAGACAGAUCUGCAGCCCUGAGCAGGGGGAGAAAGUUCCCGAAGGCCAGUCCCGCAAAUUCUGCUUCUGUGGUGUGGCUCCGGUCUGCUUUCCAUUAGAAAACCGCUUCGGCACUUAUGAUCACUUUACUAAACCUAGCGUUUAAAAAGAAGAAGAAGAAGAGGAAAAGAAACCGAAAAAGGAAAUGUGUAGGCAAAUGUAAGAUACAUGUGCUCUGUAAGAUAAAUAUUUGCCUUUUUUUUUUCUAAAAGGUGUAUGUAUUCUGUAUGUGAAUUGUCUGUAGAGAGUUUCUAUGUUCUUAAAUGGCAAUACAUUCCAAAAAUUGUCUUGUAGAUAUGUACAGCAGCAACAUGGGGAUGGGGUAGUUUUGCCUGUAAUUUUAUUUAAACUCCAGUUUCUACACCUGCAACUUGCAAUGUUGGUAUGGUAUCUAUCAGUGCAAAAGAGAAAAAAAAAAAAAAAAACUCAACAAAAAAACC